AAUACCUCUUUUUCAUAUUCCUUUUCGCUUUACCGUAUACUUGACAUGUGUUGAUGUUCAAACCAUCCGUACAAGGAUAAAGAGUUAGGGGGAGUCACGCCACAGACACACAGUGACUACUGAACUCAUCCACGUCCAGACUGAGGCUGUCCCAACAUUCAGAAGACUUGCCCUGGGACUGGCCUGUUUUUUCACCUGUAAUAACCCUCCUACCUCCUACCCUGGUAAGGGGUCUGGUCUGGAGCUCAAGCUUUAACAGGGAGGACAUCGUUCAGUAUUCACUUCCAGUUGGACUGGACCAAACUAAAACCAAAUUACUCGCAUUGAUGCUUUUACAGAUUUCAUAUGCCUCACUUCCUCUUCCCACUAUUCAACAUUUUUUAUAUGAUACAGACUUGCACUUGUUCACCUUGAUCUAGCUAUUGGGAAAAUCAGAGAGAGGGACCCCAGAACCUAUGCCUAUGAUAAUGAUCCUCAGUAACCAAAUACUACUCUGAUAGGUCAGACUGUCGGAGUCAACUCCACACUCCAUCAAAUAUAUUUUAGGUCUCCAGCUGUAUUAAAACUUGUGGUUUAACAUCAAGGAUAAUCUCAAAAUGGAUUAGCUUUUGCUUGUUAAAUAGCGUUCCUCUGCAUACACAAUGUUUGUCUCUAUCAGUGUUUUAAACAAGCUCAUAGCUUUCUACUUUUGAUUAAUUGUAAUUGGCCAUUAGAUUAAGACAACAUGAGUCAAAUGAUGCUUUGACAUGACAGACUUAAUGUGAUUUGAAUGGCUCUCAGGAAAGUGCCCUGAUGUCUUUGUCUUCUCUCAGCGAACUUAACUGUCUGCAGUUUAUCUGUCAGUCUACUGUUCAGUACAGGGCAGGACAGUGUAUCAAUACUAUUUAGAGAACAGAUGGUUCCUAUAGCAAACAACAUGAACAUGACCCCAGAGCAUCCAACACAGAACUGCUCUAACUGCAGCCAGGCGUUUGUCCCAGAGCUCAAUGUGGUUAAGGCUGUCGUGCUGGGACUGAUACUUGGGACAAUUAUUGUAUGUGGGGUUUUUGGGAACAUCCUGGUUAUCUUGUCGGUGGUCUGUCAUCGACACCUACGAACAGUCACACACUACUUCAUCGUCAACCUAGCGGUGGCAGAUCUCCUGCUGAGCUCCAUCGUUCUGCCUUUCUCUGCCACCUUUGAGAUCCUAGGGUACUGGGUGUUCGGAAGGCCCUUCUGCAAUGUGUGGGCAGCGGUGGAUGUGCUGUGCUGCACAGCCUCCAUCAUGAGCCUGUGUGUGAUCUCAGUGGACCGCUACAUCGGGGUCAGCUACCCGCUGCGCUACCCAGCCAUCGUGACAGAGCGCAGGGCACUGCUUGCCCUGGUUGGCCUGUGGGCUCUGUCCGUCACCAUCUCCAUUGGCCCUCUGUUUGGCUGGAAAGAGCCGGCGCCAGAAGACGAGUCAAUCUGUAAGAUCACAGAGGAGCCUGCCUACGCCAUCUUCUCUGCUGUGGGCUCCUUUUACCUCCCGCUGGCCAUCAUACUGUCUAUGUACUGUAGGGUGUAUGUGGUGGCCCGCCAGGAGAGCCGGGGCCUGAGAAAGGGGCACAAAACAGACAAGUCAGAUUCAGAGAGCGUCACGCUGAGGAUCCACCGCGGCAACAUGGCCGUGUCUGAGGAUGAGGCCAUGCACAGCCGCACACACUUCGCCCUGCGUCUCCUAAAGUUCUCCAGAGAAAAGAAGGCCGCCAAGACCCUGGGCAUUGUGGUUGGCUGCUUUGUGCUCUGCUGGCUCCCUUUCUUCCUGGUUCUGCCCAUAGGUUCCAUAUUCCCAGCAUACAGACCUUCGGACACAGUUUUUAAGAUCACCUUCUGGCUAGGCUACUUCAACAGUUGCAUCAACCCUAUCAUCUACCCCUGUUCCAACCAGGAGUUUAAGAAGGCCUUCCAAAGUAUUCUGGGAGUGCGCUGUCUGAGAACCCAGUCCAGAGCCACUCAUCACCCGGGUCCAGCCCAGGUUCAGGGUCACUCUCUCACUCUGAGACUAGAUGGCCAAGGUGACCCCUCCUGCUUCAGCCCCUCCUCCUCCAUAGCCCUGUCCCGCACACCCUCCUCUAGGGAUGGCAGGGAGUGGAGGGUAUUCUCUGGAAGCUCCGUGGCAGGGUCUGGGACAGCGGUAGAGACAGGACGGGCUAAGGUGGCCCAACUGUGCGGUAAGAAUCUGCUGAAAACCUGCUGCUGCAUCAGAGACAGGAGCUUCAGCCAGGGGCCCAGCCAGGGGCCCCGCCAUCCCCAGCCCCCUCCACACGGGACUCUGCCCAUCAUUAAGAUCCACCAGCUGUCUUUGUGUGAAAAUGGAGAGGCUGUAUAACCAGAGAAAAUAAGUGAUUUGGAUCAUCUCUAGUAUGAAUGUACUGUAGCUCCUCACUCUUAACCCUAACAAUGAUCCACCCUCAAGGUCCAACACUAUUAAAGGAAACUGAAGUGAAUAGUGAAUACAUGUCUCUGCCCAGUGGACUUUACAAGGAUGGAAUAGUAAUAAUAGCUGGAGGAGAUGGUGGAAAUAUUUUAAUAUUUGUAAUAUUCUGACUGCAGUUACACAAUGCCAGUGGAUUUGAAUUAAUGACUGAAGAAAAGUUUGUUUUUGUACACUAAACCAAGGUUUUACCUUGAGAUGUUUCUACUCUUUAAGACUUGAACAUGAAUUCCCCCCGUGCCCAUUCUCUCGGGCAGUCUUUGCCACUCUUCACACUUUACUAUUCAGUUGAUUUAAAUAGUCAAGAAAAACAAUCCAAAUUACUAUGCUAAGGGCAAACUAUUUCCCCCUCCCGGUUUUUCACAGGGAGAUCCGUCAUUUUACUGGGACCUACACUUUAGUUAUAUAUGUAUUAUUUAUUCCAGAUAUUCCUGAGAAGAUACUGAGGUUUGUGAAGGUAUUUCAUAAAAGAGCCAAAUUGUUUGUUCCUUGGGUAAUGUUUACAAGUUUUAACAGGUAAAGUCAGUACAUAGGUUAUUGAUGGUAAUGUCACGUUCUGACCUUUAUUUCCUUUGUUUUGUCUUUAUUUAGUAUGGUCAGGGCGUGAGUUGGGGUGGGCAAUCUAUGUGUGUUUUUUUAUGUUGGGGUUUUGAGUUCAGAGGAGUAUGGUUCUCAAUCAGAGUCAGGUGUCGUUAGUUGUCUCUGAUUGAGAAUCAUACAUAGGUAGCCUGGGUUUCACUUUUGUUUUCUGUGUGUGUGUUUGUUGCCACACGGUACUGUUUCGGGCGUUUCACGUUUAUUGUUUUGUAGUGUUCAGUUUAUGUCUGUAAAUAAACGUUAUGGACACUUACCACGCUG
Oncorhynchus masou masou (cherry salmon) is the source of this 3313-nucleotide messenger RNA. It is a transcript of the gene adra1aa, whose product is annotated as adrenoceptor alpha 1Aa. Gene Ontology annotation, biological process: cell-cell signaling; positive regulation of cytosolic calcium ion concentration; adenylate cyclase-activating adrenergic receptor signaling pathway. Gene Ontology annotation, molecular function: alpha1-adrenergic receptor activity. The transcript has 3 exons. The coding region runs from base 896 to 2350 and encodes 484 amino acids. Gene Ontology annotation, cellular component: plasma membrane. NCBI's taxonomy places the organism in Eukaryota, Metazoa, Chordata, Actinopteri, Salmoniformes, Salmonidae. The record is from RefSeq and is a predicted model, not a curated record.